CAGUAAUGUAAUUAGAGUAAGAGAAUUAAGGCGAGCGUGGCCCACAGGCCCAGUGCGACACACGCAGCCACCGCAGCACCAUGCCCAAGGACGACGCGGAGACCACGGCGCUCAAGAAGGAGCUCAACGAUCUCAUCGCCAAGUGCAAGGCGGAGCAGGAGAAGGCUGCGGAUGUGAAGCUAGCGGAGAAGUGCGGGGACAUGGGCGACGUGCCCAAGAUCCGCCUCGUGGUCAAGAAGACGCUCAAGGGCCACAUCAACAAGGUCAACUCCGUGCACUACAGCGGCGACUCUAGGCACUGCGUGACGGGGUCGCUGGACGGCAAGCUGAUCAUCUGGGACACGUGGAGCGGCAACAAGGUGCAGGUCAUCCCGCUGCGCUCCGCCUGGGUCAUGAGCGUCGCCUUCGCGCCCUCGGGCAAUUUUGUCGCGUGCGGCGGCAUGGACAACAUGUGCACGGUGUAUGACGUGAACAACCGCGACGCGACGGGCUCCGCCAAGAUGGUGCGCGAGCUGGCCGGCUACGAGGGCUUCCUCAGCUCCUGCCGCUUUCUCGACGACACGCACAUCCUCACCGGCUCCGGCGACAUGAAGAUUUGCGUGUGGGACCUGGAGGUCGGCAAGAGGGAAGUGGACUUCAACGCGCACGCCGGUGACGUGGUCAGCAUCUCCCUCGCGCCAGACAUGAAGACGUUCGUGACGGGCUCGGUGGACCGCACGUGCAAGCUGUGGGACGUGCGCGCCGAGAAGGAGAAGCAGACCUUCUUCGGCCACGACGCGGACGUCAACUGCGUCUGCUACCACCCGGGCGGGCAGGCGUUCGCGACGGCGUCGGAGGACAAGACGGCGCGGCUGUUCGACAUCCGCAGCGACCAGCAGAUCGGCCACUACACGCCGCCCGGCAACUCUGGCUUCACCAGCUGCGGUCUGUCGUUCAGCGGCCGGUACCUGCUGGCCGGUUCCGACGACAACUCCAUCCACUCCUGGGACACCCUCAAAGUUGCUCAUACCGGAACGCUGAACGCCCAUGAGAACCGCGUGACGUCCAUCUCGUUGGCGCCCAACGGCAUCGCGCUCGCCUCCUGCUCCUGGGACCAAAGCGUUCGCGUGUGGGGCUGAGUGCCCACGCCCACACCCCACACCCUUGGUAUACAUAUAUAAACUGAGCUAGAAGCGACAUACACGUAAAAACACGUUCCGUUUGAAGUCAGCUAAUCAGCUUGGUUGCGUUUGCGUUGCGUUGCAGUCCGUCACGCUUCAUACAAUAUAUACCGCUUCUACGUCAUUUUAUAUAUUAUGUAUUCUAAGCCCACACCUUAUAAUAAGUCCUAGUCACUACUCAACAUUGGAUGUCAUUCUAGAACUUGUAAUCUAUAUUUAAAAUUUCCCUUUUCUCUUAUUAUGUAGGAAUUCGAAUUCUAAAUCAUGUUAAAAUCUUUAUUUACUCUUCAUAACUGUUAUGAUAUAAUUUAAUCGCUGUUAUUAAAUUUUAAACGAUUA
This is a messenger RNA of Colias croceus (clouded yellow), 1499 nucleotides long. It is a transcript of the gene Gbeta76C, whose product is annotated as guanine nucleotide-binding protein subunit beta-2. Gene Ontology annotation, cellular component: heterotrimeric G-protein complex; cytoplasm. The transcript is spliced from 9 exons. Gene Ontology annotation, biological process: G protein-coupled receptor signaling pathway. Gene Ontology annotation, molecular function: signaling receptor complex adaptor activity; protein binding. The record is from RefSeq and is a predicted model, not a curated record. The coding region runs from base 81 to 1118 and encodes 345 amino acids. NCBI's taxonomy places the organism in Eukaryota, Metazoa, Arthropoda, Insecta, Lepidoptera, Pieridae.